Molecule: messenger RNA, 3344 nt
Organism: Megachile rotundata (alfalfa leafcutting bee)
Lineage: Eukaryota; Metazoa; Arthropoda; Insecta; Hymenoptera; Megachilidae
Gene: fuss
Product: SKI family transcriptional corepressor fussel
Biological process (GO): negative regulation of transcription by RNA polymerase II; negative regulation of BMP signaling pathway
Cellular component (GO): nucleus; transcription regulator complex; cytoplasm
Molecular function (GO): DNA-binding transcription factor activity, RNA polymerase II-specific; SMAD binding; RNA polymerase II cis-regulatory region sequence-specific DNA binding
Source: RefSeq, a predicted model, not a curated record
AUUGAUUUAAGUGAUUCCUUUUGGUAGCUGUUUCAACCUUGGACCAUUGAUUAUUCAGGAGAAUGGAUGGGCCGGCGGUAUUAUCGAUGCCGCCAAUAACCGCGCCCCAAAAAUCAGCACAGUCGCCGCAGCCGCAGUCCCACUCGAAAUCGAAUCAGGAGUUACAGGUGAGCACGGUGUCCCUGUACGGCAUCCACAUCGUGUCGCUGGUGAUCGAGGGCCAAGAGCGUCUCUGCCUGGCGCAGAUCAGCAACACGUUGCUGAAGCAGUUCAGCUACAACGAGAUCCACAAUCGCAGGGUGGCGUUGGGCAUCACCUGCGUGCAAUGUACCCCGGUUCAACUGGAGAUCCUCCGACGAGCGGGUGCGAUGCCGGUCUCCUCCAGAAGAUGCGGCAUGAUCACCAGAAGGGAAGCCGAACGCCUCUGCAAAUCGUUCCUCGGCGACAACGCGCCGCCCAGACUGCCCGAGGACUUCGCGUUCUCCGUGCACCACGAGUGCGCCUGGGGCUGCCGCGGCGCCUUCUUGCCUGCCCGUUACAACAGCUCGCGGGCGAAGUGCAUAAAGUGUGCCUACUGCGGGCUCUUCUUCUCGCCCAACAAGUUCAUCUUCCAUUCUCAUCGGAUCGGCCCGGCGGACAAGUACGUUCAGCCCGACGCGGCCAACUUCAACUCGUGGCGACGCCACAUGAAGCUGUCCGGCAAUCAGCCGGACGAGGUGGUCCACGCCUGGGAGGACGUCAAAGCGAUGUUCAACGGUGGAACGAGGAAACGAUUGCUUAAUAAUCCGACUUCAAGAGAAUCGCACAGCCCGGCCAAACAGCCGAGAUCAUCCCCCACCGCACCGAUACCCACCCUCGUGCCGUCACCUACGCACCCUCGGGUGCCUCCGUUCCCAGAAUUGCCUUUGCCGCUGUCGAGAAGUCUCGUCAUGGACUAUGUUUGGCAUCAGCAUCAGCAGGCGGCUGCCGUCGCUGCGGCGAAAACACCUGGCUUCCCGUUCUCCCCGUAUGCUUUGCCGUGGCUCGCCAAAAGGGGACCUGUAUUGUUUCCUGGACCUUUACCCCCAUCAAUCAGUGGUACCAGUCCAACGGAACCAUUGAUAUCAACAGUGAAUCCAUCGUUACAUCAAUCUGCCUUUCACCCAGUUAUUCGUGGACCACCGAUCGUUGAGCCAGUGGGUCAAGAACAACCCACAGAUGCUUCCGUUGUUAAUAAAGAAGAAAACUCUGACGACGAAGUCGACAUUGAAACAACGGAAGACGAUCCAGUGACACCUUUAAACGCUACCACCCCAAAUCUUCAUUCGGUUUCGAAUUCGGCCACCAGUAGUCACAGUGGACGUAAUUCGCCUCAGUGCUGGAGUCCUCCUCGAGAAACGGAACGAGAAGCUGAAAAAAUUGCGGAGGAAGCAGCAGCCAUACGCGACACCAAACCGGAACUUCAACCUGCAAGGAGUCCCGGAAGCUGGCAAGGAAAUAACUUCUAUCGACAUCUGAAUGCAAUAAAGGGAAACGAACCGACGGAGAGAACAAGCUCGAAUUGUUCCGCUUGCCAUCCACGAGGAAUAUUUUACGGUCAAAUCCAUAGCCCGUCUGCGUCCACUAAUUAAUCGACACGAUUGGAGGGGAGAGGGCGCACCGGGGGACAGGGGAGCUGGCGGUGGUAGAAAAAGGAAAGAAGAUAGCGAAGUUGGAAGUGAGAGAAAGGGGUAGAAUGUAAUUCAAAAAAGACACUGUAAAUUAGGGGUCUUCGUAUUCAUCACGGACUCGUUCAAUACCAAUUACGUCGAAACACAAUGAUCUUUUGAAAUCAUUAUAGGACUGUACCAUGCUAUGUGGACGUAAUUUAUUCGCUUUAUUAAUUAUAACAUCGUUUUACGCAGUUAUUUUUAAUUUAUUUUUGAAACUGAGAAGAAUUUGGGAGAAACGAUUUGAAUUUCGCGCGGUUUUGGUAUGGUGGUUAUUUAACAGAUCGUAAACGAUUAUUAUUAAUAAUACGUACUGAAAGAGUAUAAUAUAUUUGUGAAAAAUAUCAUAACUUCGAAUUCUUAAUUUCUUUUAGAAUUUGGAAGAAUUUGCAUAAAACGAAGUUUGAAUUCCGCGCGUUUUUAGUGUGAUGGUUACUCACAAAGCCGAAUAACUAAUUGCCAUCAAUAAUACUUAAUAAAAAUUUAUUAUAUAUGCUUGAAAAGUGCCGUGACUCUUUUAUUCUAAGUUUCUUUUACAUUUUUACGAAUUUUGAGAAAACGGGGUUUGAAUUUCGCGCGUUUUUAACAUAGUGAUCUCUCAAAACCAUGUAAAUGAUUACCAUCGAUAUUGUAUAAUAAUAAACCUACAAUAUAAUGCAUAAAGAAUAUUAUAAUUUACAUUUUUACUUUUUGUUAAGUUUUAAACAGAUUUUGCGCGAACGCAAUUUAAAUUUCGCGCGCUUUUAGUAUAACUGUUACUAAACACGUGAUGCCAUCAGUAACAGUACAAUAUUGUCUAAAAACACGUUAAAACUUUCAAUUUAAAGUAGUAUUUAUGCAUAAUAUUCAAUAAUACACUAUGAUACUAAUCUCUAGUCAAUUUUAACCUAUAAUAAUUAAAAAUUUAACUUGUUUUAGCAUGAUUGAGGUUAAGUCCACAUAAUAUGGUACACCUUGUACACAGUGUAGCCAAGAUACCUGAAUCACACGCGAAACUAAACCAAUACAUCCAGUUCUAUAACACCCAGCGAAUGUGAAAUUAAAAGAAACUCAAACUAAAAUUUCACAAGAAGCUCAAAACUUGUAUUUCCAAUGAAGAUAUAUGUAUAAUCAUUACGUUUCAUGCACAUAGAAAAUUGCACCCACGCUACUUUGUAAUGAAACUUAUGAAAAUUAUCAUAGGCUUGUAAAUGGCGGGAAUAAACUUUGAAUACAGUGAUAGAAAGUUAAUUUUUAGCAAAACAUACUUGUUCUAUUUAAUUCCAUUAAGGAUACCGUUUAUUUUCGUUAAGGCCCUUUAAAUUGUAACAAUUAGUCUACUUGCAAUUAUUAGUGGUAUUGCGAGUCGACAUGCUGUGCAAUAUAAUCUUUCUGAUUAUUAACUCUGCAUUAGUGUGGUGAAUGGUUAAUAACGUAGAAGAAGGAGAGAUUCAUGUGGUAGCUUUGGGGCAAACGUGGGCAAUGUCGGGGCUCUAAUGGGCUGAGGAAUUCGAUGGAGUGCCCGGGAGUGAGCAUGGCGUAGGUGGAGGACAAACAUAGGGAUGUAUCCCACUAUUUGGGUUUUUGGGAUUACAAUUUCAGAUUCGAAAGGUUUUAAAUUACGAAAUUUCCAAAUCCCUAAUUUUCUAAUUCCAUAAAUUCCUAAAUUCUCAAAUA